AAGUUAUCAACGGCUUUUAUUUCGCUCCAUUGUGUGGAAGACAAAAGCUGAUUCUCUCGCAUCCCUCUCUCUUUCUCUCUCUCUCAAGCGACUCUUUCGGAUCUUAAUUUGAUAUUCACAAGCACACACUCGCAGAGAGGCCUCCUUCCAUAGCUCGGCAUCGAGAGCUCCCAAAUCUGUCCUUGAGCUCUCGAUCCCACCCAAUUCAAUUUCAACUACAUGUAGCCGUCGUCUCCUCCUUCUCCUGUAAUUAUCGCAUUUCAAAGAGAGAAGCUCUGACCAUCGAUUGGGGAGUAAAAUGGAGAACCUAGCGAAGCAACUAAGACGGGGGAUAUCGCGGCAGUUGUCGACGGGGUCGAUAAAAAGGACGCUGAGCCGGCAGUUCACGCGGCAGUCGUCGAUGGACCCGAGGAGGAACAACCAGAGGUUCAGCUUCGGGAGACAGUCUUCGCUUGACCCUAUUCGCCGGAGCCCCGGACAAGACUCCGCUAUCGAUCUGACGGUUCCGGAGAAUCUCGACGCCACCAUGCAGCUGCUGUUCAUGGCGUGUAGAGGGGACGUCAAGGGUGUGGAGGAUCUCCUCAACGAGGGGAUCGACGUCAACAGCAUCGACUUGGACGGGCGGACCGCGCUUCACAUCACCGCCUGCGAAGGCCAUGUCGAGGUCGCCAAGCUAUUGCUCAGCAGGAAGGCCAACAUCGAUGCUCGUGAUCGCUGGGGGAGUACGGCAGCUGCCGACGCUAAGUACUACGGAAAUACGGAAGUCUACAAUAUUCUAAAAGCCCGCGGAGCCAAAGCACCGAAAUCCACUAGGAAGACGCCAAUGGCUGUUGCAAAUCCUCGAGAAGUUCCAGAGUACGAGCUUAACCCACUAGAGCUUCAGAUUCGGAAGAGUGAUGGAAUCUCGAAGGGAACAUAUCAAGUGGCUAAAUGGAACGGUACUAAGGUUUCUGUAAAGAUACUUGACAAGGACAGCUAUUCGGACCCUGAUAGCAUAAAUGCUUUCAAGCACGAGCUAACAUUAUUAGAAAAGGUCCGCCAUCCUAACGUGCUUCAGUUUGUUGGAGCCGUUACGCAAAAUAUACCCAUGAUGAUUGUUUCGGAGUAUCAUUCAAAAGGCGACUUGGGAAAUUAUAUUCAAAAGAAGGGGCGUCUGUCUCCAUCCAAAGCUCUAAGAUUUGCUCUUGAUAUCGCUAGGGGCAUGAAUUAUCUUCAUGAGUGUAAACCAGACCCAAUUAUCCACUGUGACUUAAAGCCAAAAAAUAUUUUUCUGGAUAAUGGAGGUCAAUUGAAAGUAGCCGGAUUUGGUUUGAUAAGAUUGUCCAAAAUUCAACCAGGCAAAGCAAAACUCGCGCAGCCUGGGGCUGACCGUUCAAACUUAUGUAUGGCACCUGAGGUUUACAAAGAUGAUUUGUUCGACAGAAGUGUGGAUGUCUAUUCUUUCAGUCUCAUUUUAUAUGAGAUGUUUGAGGGUAUACAAGCUUUCCAUCCCAAGUCUCCAGAAGAAGCUGCAAAAAUAAUGUGUUUGGAUGGAAAAAGACCGCCUUUCAAGAUCAAAGCAAGAAGUUAUCCACCUGAUCUAAAAGAGUUGAUUGAGCAAUGUUGGGAUCAAGAAGCAGUUGCUAGGCCAACUUUUUCUGAGAUAAUUGUUCGGCUAGACAAAGUGGUAGCAAAUUGCACAAAACAAGGAUGGUUGAAAGACACUUUUAAGCUUCCUUGGAUAUAAGAGCGGGUCUCUCAGCAAAUAAUCAAAAACAAAAGGGAAAAAAGAGAGAGAGAGAGAAGGACAGAUGACAAGGCACUCAGUUCGGCUGAAACGGGGAAAAAAUCUAUGGAGAUUGAGGUGCUUCUCUUCGACUAGAAGUUUUGGAGUUUCGUGUUGUAACCUGUAACAUUAGUAUUUGUAUACCUUUCAGAGUAGGAGAUUGAGAGAGAGAGGUGGGGAAAAAAAAAACAAUAAAGAAGAAGAUGUUUUAUCUCUUGUUCUUUGUCCUCUAAGGUGCGGGCAGAGUCCGUUUCCUUGUGUAAUGUGUGAAAGACGUUUGCUUUAAUUAGCACAUCAAUUCAUGGGUGAUUGAAGAAUUGUUCGAAGAUCAUAUAUAUACACCAUUUUUUAGGAAGUACCUAUGAAA
Molecule: messenger RNA, 2132 nt
Organism: Carya illinoinensis
Lineage: Eukaryota; Viridiplantae; Streptophyta; Magnoliopsida; Fagales; Juglandaceae
Product: integrin-linked protein kinase 1-like
Exons: 12
Coding region: 299-1726 (475 amino acids)
Biological process (GO): protein phosphorylation
Molecular function (GO): protein binding; protein kinase activity; ATP binding
Source: RefSeq, a predicted model, not a curated record